GUGUCCAGAUUUCACCUCUCCAAACAAAAGCUAAUCUUUACAGUGCCUCUUCUGGGAAGCACAUGCCCUGAAAGCCGAAUGAACCAGUGAAGAAGACUGGCGAAGAACCCCGGCAGCUCUCCGUCUUUGCUGUCCACAGCAAACAGUAUUCAGAGGACUCUGCCAUUGCUGGAUCUUUCCCUCAACUUUCUUGUUUCAUUUCCACCUCUAAGUUUGGAGGUGAAAAAGUGUUAAAGCUGUUGCAGGGUUCAUAGCAACAGUUCUACCUAUUUUCUUAUAUAGUCUACAGCAUCUACAUAUACAUCCUCUUCUGCCAUGAAGAUGUUGUUUAAAUUACGGACUCUAAAAUCGUCGUGGACUCUGAAGUCUCCUUGUAGAGCUUUCCAUGAACACCCCGGGUUGCGUGCCUCUGAUUUAUAUUCGCAGUAUGAGUCUGUCAGGCGGGGUGCGCAGGAAAUGCCAAAGUACUUUAACUUUGCAAGUGAUGUACUGGACAAAUGGUCUGAGAUUGAAAAGGCUGGAAAGAGACCAUCAAACCCUGCCUUUUGGUGGGUAAAUGGAAAAGGAGGAGAAGUGAAGUGGAGCUUUGAGGAGCUGGGGUUCCUGUCUCGGAAAGCGGCCAAUGUGCUGACUAAAGUAUGUGGGCUGCAAAAGGGGGACAGAGUUAUUGUGAUCCUGCCGCGGGUCCCAGAAUGGUGGCUGGUGAACGUGGCUUGCAUGCGAGCAGGAAUUGUCUUAAUUCCAGGGAUAUCCCAGUUAACAGCCAAAGACAUAUUAUAUCGACUCCAGGCUUCAAAAGCCACGUGCAUCAUCACCAAUGACACGCUGGCUCCUGCAGUGGACUCAGUGGCAUCUGAAUGCCAGUUUCUGAAAACCAAGCUAAUCGUAUCCAAAGGCAGUAGGGAGGGAUGGCUCAACUUCACUGAAUUGUUCAAGAACCAAUCUGCUGACCAUUCCUGUGUCAAAACAAGGAUUCAAGACCCGGUGUGUAUCUUCUUUACCAGUGGAACCACAGGUUUUCCAAAGAUGGUUGAACAUUCCCAGAGUAGUCUUGGUUUCAGACCCCUGUUAAGUGAAAGGUACUGGUUGGAUUUGACUGCCUCAGACAUAAUAUGGAGCACAGCAGACACAGGUUGGAUAGUAACUUCACUGGCAUCUCUUUUCGAUCCCUGGGUUUUUGGAUCAUGCAUUUUUGUACACCACCUCCCACAGAUUGAAUCAGCCACCAUCCUAAAUACCCUCUCUAGGCACCCUGUGGGCACUCUGGUUGGUGCUCCAACAUUGUUUCGCAUGCUGGUGCAGAAUGAUCUCUCCAGCUACAAAUUCAUGAACCUGAAGCACUGCGUGAGUGGUGGGGAGCCACUCAACCCAGAAGUCAUGGAGCAGUGGAAAAGCAAGACAGGGCUGGACAUCCAUGAAAUAUAUGGCCAGACUGAAAUGGGAAUAAUCUGCUCUGUUUUUAAAGGAAUGAAGAUUAAACCUGGAUCAAUGGGAAAAGCAGCUCCCUUUUAUGAUGUUCAGAUUGUAGACAAAAAUGCUAAUAUUCUGCCUCCAGGACAAGAGGGGGAAAUUGCUGUCAGAAGCAAACCUAUAAGACCGCUUGGUUUUUUCUCUAAAUAUGUAGAUAACCCUAAGAAAACAGCAGCAAGUGAACGUGGGGAUUUUUUUGUCACUGGGGACAAAGGGACUAUGGAUGAAGAUGGAUAUUUUUGGUUUAUUGGAAGAGACGACGAUAUCAUCAUUUCUUCAGGGUAUCGCAUUGGACCAUUUGAAGUAGAGAGUGCCCUGAUAGAGCACCCAGCAGUAGCAGAAACAGCUGUUGUCAGCAGCCCAGAUCCCCUCAGAGGAGAGGUUGUGAAAGCAUUUGUGGUCCUGUCUUCCACCUUUUCAUGUGGUGACCUGAAGAGCUUAGCCCAUGAGUUACAGGAGCAUGUCAAGAAAACUACUGCUCCAUAUAAGUAUCCCAGAAAGAUGGAAUUUGUCCAACAACUGCCGAAGACAGUCACUGGGAAGAUCAAGAGGAACGAGUUGAGGGACAAAGAGUGGGGACGGAUGUAACAUUGUUGGAAGCUAACAGAGCUUCUUUCAUUCAGUUAACGCUGUAUAAAUUUCUCUGAUAUAACUGCCCUCCUUCUUAUCUGUUUUCUUUAAAAGCCUGAGUAUCUAAAAUCAUAGAUAAAGCCAAGAUGUGACGUUCAAGUCUGCUUGCAAAGCCUCUAAUGUCAGUGCCAGGGUUUCAGCUCCUGAAGUACUGCUGGGAAAAAGAAACAACUGUAUAACUCCAUUAUAGCCCUGAAUGUCCCAAAGUUCACCAGAAAUUGGCUGGUGACCCAUCUCUUUUAUUUAGCAUCUAGAUCCAUGAAAACUUGUUGCUGAUAGUGAUUGCCUAACUCCAAGCUUCAGAAAAGGACAGGCAUGGGUCUGAGUGGUUCAAAUGCUCUGUCCUUAAAAAGCAGCGUGCUUUCAGCAGAAUGCAGUUGUCCUAGCAUUUACUGAAAAUGGAAAGUCUCCUCUGUGUUGAUAUCACCAUAUCACCUUCACAGACCUCUCUGUUUAAUACGUGUGUUGAUGACAAGCAGGGCCAGCUUCUCCCACGUUCAUCAAGUACUGUCUGACACCAAGAGUAGCCAUAGCUUUGUUGCUCACCCUCUAUACUGAUCUUCAUGCAUAGACAAAACUCCUGUACUGCUUCUGACAGUCUGUGAAAAGAAGUUUGCUGUUGGACGACUAAUGCAAUCUGUAGAAGAGACCAGAGCUGUUUGCCGUCCUGGCUGCUUGCUGCAGGACAAGGUCAUCACAGCAGCCGUUCAGAUAGCGGUGAAAUCAGUGAACAAACUUCUGUAAUCUGGUUUGGAUGAUCACAUCUCUGUUUAAUGUUUAGCUUUAUGAAGAAGCAUGUACUGUACACAGCCUUACUUGUCACAGUUGCACAUGUAAUAGCGUGCCAUGUUUUAAGGCUGUAUUAGUUCUUAGCUGUUCAUCCUCAGGCUUUUUUUAAUUUUGUCUACUCAAAAAAGAUUUCAUUUUCUGAGGUGAAUUUUCAUUAGUUGACAAAAAUGUCUCCAGCCUUCAGCAGUCCCAUUCAUUAAACAAGACAUUGCUGGAGAACAGCAGUGUCUUUGGGCAGGUAAGAAGGUCUUUUGCAGCUGUGUCUUACUGCUUGGAGUUCUCUGUCUGCUACCAUCAUAGAGUGAGAUUUGGAGAAUGCUACUUUUGAGAAAAGAAAACAUUUUAUUUGGUUAUGUCAAUGAAAUAACUUCUGUACUAGUGACUACUGAAAUGAAAGCAAAUGUCAAUAAAUACAGUAUUUACUUCAUU
Molecule: messenger RNA, 3318 nt
Organism: Dromaius novaehollandiae (emu)
Lineage: Eukaryota; Metazoa; Chordata; Aves; Casuariiformes; Dromaiidae
Product: acyl-coenzyme A synthetase ACSM4, mitochondrial-like
Exons: 15
Coding region: 316-2058 (580 amino acids)
Biological process (GO): acyl-CoA metabolic process; fatty acid biosynthetic process
Cellular component (GO): mitochondrial matrix
Molecular function (GO): fatty-acyl-CoA synthase activity; fatty acid ligase activity
Source: RefSeq, a predicted model, not a curated record